Polistes canadensis is the source of this 3816-nucleotide messenger RNA. It is a transcript of the gene Mitf, whose product is annotated as microphthalmia-associated transcription factor. The coding region runs from base 941 to 2548 and encodes 535 amino acids. The record is from RefSeq and is a predicted model, not a curated record. NCBI's taxonomy places the organism in Eukaryota, Metazoa, Arthropoda, Insecta, Hymenoptera, Vespidae. Gene Ontology annotation, cellular component: nucleus. The transcript has 7 exons. Gene Ontology annotation, biological process: regulation of transcription by RNA polymerase II. Gene Ontology annotation, molecular function: protein dimerization activity; RNA polymerase II cis-regulatory region sequence-specific DNA binding; DNA-binding transcription factor activity, RNA polymerase II-specific.
CGGUUACCCCCACUCCUUGUAAUUGGUUAGUUCCCCCACUCUCUAUCUUUCUUUCUCUCUCUUUCUCGUACCACCAUUGGACGUAUAGUCGGUGUCGUGUCGUCAGCAGCGACUUGCGCGUGCGAGUGGCGAACUGCGCUUCGCAUCGCACUGCGCGCUAGCAGCGCGCACACGCGCGCGCUCAGUGAUCGCGAUUCGCGACAUCCCGCGGGACUGGGAGUCUGCAGUGUCACAGUUGCACCCGAUUUUUUUUCCCUUCCUCUCUCUCUCUCUCUCUGUCAUUUUUCUUUUUUUUAUACUUAUUCGAACAAUAUUUGUUUUUGUUUUCCCCUCAACGCCCCCUCCCCUCCCGCGCUCCCGCCUUUGUCCACCGUUUUUACCCCACUUCGCUCCCAGUCCGGUCCUACGCGUUUGUUUUAAUUCCCGCGUCGUGUAUUAUAUUUGCGUAUUUUAUUUUGUUACAUUGCAUUAUACCUCUUAAUAAUCUUCCUUUAGAUUAUUUUACGAUACCACUUUGUUGAUAGAUAUAUAUUAUUUAAAUUCACGAUUGGUGUACGAAAUAGUAUCGGCGCCAUGUUGAUUUGUGCGACAGAGAAGAUCAACAUACGAAAUUAUUAAUAAGAGAAGGAGAGAGAGUGAGAGAGAGAGAGAGGGGGGAACGAGAUGGUAGAGAGAAAGUAAUGAAGAUGAAGAGGAGAGAGAUGGGACGAUAGUUUUCGAAAGGAGGAAACGUUUCUUUACAGCAAGAAAGAGAAACAUAUAUAUAUAUAUAUACGUCGAGAGUAUAACCUUGUGUACGAAGAAAAAGAAAGUCUCUUUGAGAAAACGAGCUGUAAAGUGAAAAACAAAACAAAAAUAACAUAACCAGAAGAGAAGAGAGUUGUUACGUUCUUUUAUUUCUCUUUGAUUUUAUUUUCCCUCCAUCUUGGAUCUUGUUAGAAUGGAUGAAUCUGGUAUCGAUAUGGGAUUCGAUCUCGCUGCUCUUAACGAUAUCGAUACUAACGAUCAACACGGAUUUGGUGAUGACGACUUCGAACAAGCAUUAUCACUUCUAUCAACUACUACGAAAGAUUUUAUGUAUUACGAGUUGAAGAGUCGUGCUCCUGACACCGGCAGUCCACCAACAUUUAAAACCGCUACACCGACCUCGCGUACGCAAUUGAAAUUGCAGUUGAUGCGAGAACAGCUGCAAGAACAAGAAAGACGAGAAGCUGAGUUUCGACAAAGCUUGCAACAACAAAGACCAGCAGCUGCACAUCCCAGGCCUGUACCUCCUACGCCUUUGUCUACCAUUGGCGUCGAUGUACCACCACAAGUUUUACAAGUGAGAACGUUAUUGGAGAAUCCAACGAGGUAUCACGUGGUACAAAAGCAAAAAAAUCAAGUAAGACAAUACCUUCAAGAAUCGUUUCGCGGAGUGGAUUGUGGUACAGGAGUAAAUGCAGUUUUGGGUAGUGUUGGUAACGAUAGUAGUAUUGGUGGAACACCAAUUGAUGUUGGUGUGGUACCAGUAACAGCAGCAUCAGCACCGGUUCCACCAGCACCGGUUGUACCAAUGGUUGUACACAGUGCACCACCAGGACCAACGGUUCAUCAUCAAAAACCACAGCAUCCCCAUUUAGCUUCUUAUCCACGUGUACCAGGACUUUUGUCUCAUGGUAAUCCGAUAUCAGCUAGUCCAGAUCCAACAACUGGUGCUAUGUCUCCAGGACUUUCAAGUGUUCCUACAAGUAAUUCUGAGGCGGAAGAUCUCCUGGACGAUAUCCUGUCGUUCGAGGCUGGAUCCUUGGGCGAUGGAUUAAAGGAUAAUCAUGGGGGUAGUCUUUCAAAUUUACCGGAUCUUCAAAUUAAACCAGAACCACUUUUGUUAACCGAAGCGGAGAUCCAUGCAUUGGCAAAGGAUCGACAGAAAAAGGAUAAUCAUAAUAUGAUCGAACGACGAAGGCGUUUUAACAUCAACGACAGGAUCAAGGAGCUUGGCACCCUCCUACCAAAGACCAAUGACCCUUAUUACGAAAUAGUAAGGGACGUUAGGCCGAACAAGGGAACGAUAUUAAAAUCUUCCGUGGAAUAUAUUAAAUUAUUGAAAAACGAAUUGACGAGAAUGAAACAAAACGAAUUGAGGCAUAAACAAUUGGAACAUCAAAAUCGUCGUUUAUUGUUACGCGUUCAAGAAUUGGAAUUACAAGCCAAGGCACACGGAUUACCGGUUUCCGAUUUCAAUUGGGCAUCUACAUCUGGCAGCAUACUCAACAACACCUUUCCGAGGAGUAAGCUCGAGCAACGAAAGGUACACAUUCCAGAUCUCGUAACAGAAGAAACAACAGCACCACCACCAUUGAGUAUGUCACAAUUCGAGGAUCUCAUGGAGGACGACACGAGUUGUCCGGUUCAUGGUGGUGAUCCUAUGUUGUCUUCCCCACAUUUACCACCAUUGAGUCCACCAGCGGCAGUUGCUUGUCAUCAUGGUUUACCAGACGAGGAUACGUUAGGUAGUUUGACGGCAACCACUUCGAAUUCUUCCUCGGACAUGGACAUAGUCGCGUAGCCAAGAAGAAAUGUCAGCCCUUUAUCCUUUCGAUCUCAAGUUCGUCUUAGUUUCACCAUCCUGACAACCAUCACCACCACCAUCACCAACACCACCAACACCAUUACCACCUGCUAUUGGUGGUGGUAUUGGUGGUGGUGGUCGUCGUUUUCAUCGAUGAACGAACAUUCAAACCCUCCUCCCCCUCCAGCCCCUUCACCACAUGGUCCACCACUUUCAGCUUUUUUUCAUCCACCACCACAUCUUACUCUUACUACUACUACUUCACCAUUACUUCGUCCUAUUGGUGGUUAUCAUUCUGAUCUUCUUUGUCGAAGUCUUCUUCUUCUUCUUCUUCUUCUUAUCGGAUUCCAAUGUCGUUCCUGUGACGAUCAGAGGAAAAAUUUUCUACGGAGAUACGAGACCAGAAAAAGAAGUAAAAGAAAAAUAGGAAGAAGAAGAAGAAGAUGAUGACGAUGAUGAUGAUGAUGAUGAUGAUUAAUUUCGUCAUUGAUUCUCUCGAACGAUCAAAUUAUAAUACAAAGAAAGAAAGGAAGAAAACAAAAAAGAAAGAAAAAGGAAUUAGAAAAAUGAUUAAACGUUACGAGAUAAUUAAAGAGGGGUGUUGAUUUAACCGAACUACUAUAUUGAUUUUUUUUUUAUUUUUUAAUCUUCCCUCCACCCCCAAAACACUCCACCAACUUAAAAAGAAGAUGAGAUCGAUUAUUCGAUGAUAUAUAUUUAAUUGUUUGAUAUGAAAUUGAAAGAACACGAAACGUAAAACAAAAAUUAUUUGACUAUUGGACUUCCUCGCAGGAACGAGAAGAGGUCUUCCAUCACCACCACCAUCACCCCUCACCCCUAUCAACCACCCAAAUUAUUUUUGUGCAAUGAAAAAGAAAAAAGAUAUAUAUAUAUAUAUGUAAUAUAUAAAACAAUAAAAAAAUGUGUGUGCUCGUUAAAAGAAAGUUACCACUAGAUUGUUUUUACGAGUAUACAUACAUACAUACAUGCAUGAUAUAUAUAUGUCAUAUAUAUAUUUUUUUUAUCCUUUCUUGCUUUCAUUUCUCUUUUUUUUUCUUUUUUUUUAAUUAUUUUCUUUUCUCGAUAAUGGCGGCUGGCCGCUUUAUUUGCGUGCAACCAUAUCGUUUGUUCUUGUUCUUCUUAAAUAAUAUUAUUAAAAUAAUUAUUGUUGUUAUAUAUACUGUUGUUUUGUUGUGUUGUAUUGUGUCGUACUGUGUGAUGACGUCGUCGUUUAUAAUGACGAUAUCAAUGGAAAAAAAAAAAAA